AUGGCAGAAUACCGUAUUUCUAUUUAUGGACGUUCCAAAUCUGAAUGGGACAAACUUGCAAAAUGGAUCAUAGAUAAUAAAAUAAUAUCACCAAAUGUACGUUGGUUAAUACAGAUACCAAGACUUUAUAGUGUCUACAAGGAAACAGGAACUGUUGAAUGUUUUGAAUACAUAUUCGAACCUUUGUACGAGGUUACCAAGGACCCUAGGUCUCAUCCCGAAUUACACGUUUUCCUUCAACGUGUGGUAGGAUUUGAUAGUGUUGAUGAUGAAUCUAAAGCUGAACGUCGUAUACACAGAAAAUAUCCAUGCCCCAAAGAAUGGAAUACUAGCCUUAAUCCACCAUAUUCGUAUUAUUUAUAUUACAUGUUUGCAAAUAUGAUCAGUUUAAAUCAAUGGAGAAAGAUCCGAGGUUUUAAUACAUUUGUCCUUCGACCUCAUGCUGGUGAAGCCGGUGAUACCGAUCAUUUAACUUCUGCUUUCCUGACAUCGCAAUCCAUAUCUCAUGGUAUCUUGUUACGCAAAGUCCCUGCAUUACAAUAUCUUUAUUAUCUUAAACAAAUUGGAAUUGCUAUGUCGCCUCUAUCAAACAACGCGUUAUUCUUGAAUUAUGAGAGAAAUCCAUUGUUGAGUUUCUUUAAAAAAGGGUUAAAUGUAAGUUUAAGUACAGAUGACCCAUUACAAUUUCAUUACACAAAGGAACCAUUGAUUGAAGAAUAUAGCGUCGCCGCUCAGAUCUGGAAGUUAUCAGCUUCCGAUAUGUGUGAACUUGCGCGCAAUUCAGUUGUGCAAAGUGGAUUCGAAAUUGCAGUCAAGAGACAUUGGUUAGGAAGUGAUUGUCACUCUGGACCAGAAGGAAAUGAUAUUAAUAAAACGAAUGUUCCUCUUAUCAGGAUGAAGUUUCGUCAUGAUACUUUAAAGGGAGAAUUUGACAUGGUUGAAAAAUAUUCAAAAAUCAAGAACCCUAUUGUAUUUCCGGGAAUUAUGAUUCAAAAUGAUGAAAAAAUUCCUAAUACAGUUACAGAUAAGAUUAUCAGUGAUAACGCACCCUCAACACCUGGGGGUAGCAAUAAAUCAAUCUUUCCAGAUAUUAAUGUUGGUAUCAUACCUGGCGUAGCAAUGUUUGCAGAAAAAGAAAAGGCCAAUAAAAAAAAUAAAACUUCGAAUAGAUAA
This is a messenger RNA of Funneliformis caledonium, 1173 nucleotides long. Lineage: Eukaryota; Fungi; Glomeromycota; Glomeromycetes; Glomerales; Glomeraceae. The record is from the annotation of a GenBank genome assembly.